AUGAAGGUUACUGGAAUCAGAAUUGCUGAAAUAAAAAACCAUUCUGCUAUCACAGAGAUUAUUUUACUGGGUCUUACUGAUUCCCCUAAACUGCAGGUACUUCUCUUCUGGGUGUUUGCCUUCAUCUAUGCUGCAGCUCUAACAGCUAACCUCCUCCUUAUCUUUUUCAUAUCUACUUUCAAGAAACUCCACACACCCAUGUACUUCCUCAUAUUCAAUUUGUCCUUACUGAAUAUAUUAUCUGUCUCAGUCACAAUUCCUAGGUUACUCCAAAGUCUCUGGACCUAUAGAAAAAUAAUUUCAUUUCCUGGCUGCAUCACACAAAUAUUUUUCAUUAUAUGGGCAUUGGGGUCAGAAUUGGUCCUUCUCUCAUUUAUGGCUUUUGAUCGCUAUGCUGCCAUUUGUCAUCCUUUGCAUUACACCGUUAUCAUGAGGAAAGAAGUAUGUGUUGGCAUUGCAAUCUUUGUAUGGAUUACUGGAAUGAUAAAUACUGCUAUAAAUACUGGAGUUCUCCUGCAACUUUCUUUUUGUGAUUCCAAUGUUAUAAAUCAUUUCUAUUGUGAUAUCCCUACAGUAUUACAUCUUUCAUGUUCAGACACUAGCAUAAAUGAAUUUAUGACAAAGGUUGCAGAUGUGUUUUAUGGCAUGUGUACCUGUGGGUUGACUCUAACUUCCUAUUUUUUUAUACUGAGGACUAUCUUCAGAAUCCGUUCUACUGAAGGGAAGAAGAAAGCAUUCUCUACAUGUUCCUCACAUCUCUUUGUAAUCAGUUUUUAUUUUUCUGCAAUCAUCUAUACCUACAUGAGACCAUCUUCUGUCUAUUUCUUAGAUAAGGACAAGCUUGUGUCACUUAUUUAUUCAGUAGUAACUCCAGUUAUCAAUCCACUCAUAUAUUCUUUGAGAAACAAAGAUGUUAAAGAAGCAAUGAAAAUGUUCACUGGUAGUCUCAGGGUUCUUCCAAGAUCUUAA
Pantherophis guttatus is the source of this 969-nucleotide messenger RNA. Its product is annotated as olfactory receptor 13A1-like. Gene Ontology annotation, cellular component: membrane. Lineage: Eukaryota; Metazoa; Chordata; Lepidosauria; Squamata; Colubridae. Gene Ontology annotation, biological process: G protein-coupled receptor signaling pathway. Gene Ontology annotation, molecular function: G protein-coupled receptor activity; olfactory receptor activity. The record is from RefSeq and is a predicted model, not a curated record.